AAACCAUAUGUUAAAGCAGAGUAUGCAUCCAAAUAUGAGCAUGCAAACAAAUAUGCUGACUUUUGGAGUGACAUAAGCAUAAGAAUGUACGUACAUGCUUUCUUUCGUUUUAUAUGUAGCUCUAUAAUCUAAGAACAUAAACCCUAGCUUCAAAUAAAUUAAAAAUGGUUGCUCAAGAAUCACAAAGGCUUCAUAUAGUCUUCUUUCCACUUAUGGCCGCUGGCCAUAUGAUCCCAAUCUUAGACAUGGCGAAAGUUUUCGCAACGCACCACGUUAAAGCUACCAUAGUCACAACUCCUUAUAAUGCACCAACCUUCACAAGACCACUAGAAAGUUAUAAAAACAUUGGUCCUCCAAUUGAUGUUGAAGUCAUCCCAUUUGAUACUAAAGAAGCUGGCUUUCCUGAGGGAGUCGAAAACUUUGAGCAAUUUACUUCAGAUGAAAUGACUUUGAGAUUUUUGAAGGCCAUCGAUGUGCUACAAGAAUCACUAGAGAAAGUAAUAGAGAAAUACAAGCCUAAUUGCCUAGUUGCUGAUAUGUUGUUUCCUUUUGCUACUGAUGUUGCAGCCAAAUUUAAUAUACCGAGGUUAGUAUUUCAUGGCACUAAUUACUUUUCACAAUGUUUAAUGGAUUCACUUAUUAAGUAUGAGCCUUACAAACAAGUUUUGUCCGAUGAGGAGGAAUUCGUCGUCCCCCACUUUCCUCAUGAGAUAAAAUUUAAACCAUCUCAAUUACAUACAUCCAUGAGAGGGCUAGGAGAUAAGCAGAUAAAUGAUGAAUGGAUGAACAUAUUUGUUCGUGCUAAGGAUGCUGAGGAGAGGAGCUUUGGGUUUAUUAUAAAUAGCUUCUAUGAGCUAGAGCCUGAUUACGCCGAGUAUUAUAAAAAAGUAAUGGGUAGGAGGGCAUGGCAUAUAGGUCCUGUUUCACUAUGCAACCACGGAAAAGAAGCUAAGUUCCAAAGGGGUAAGGAUUCUUCUAUUAAUGAGCAUGAGUGCCUCGAGUGGCUUGAUGCAAAGAAGCCUAGGUCAGUUGUUUAUAUUAGCUUUGGUAGCUUAGCAGAAGUCUCAACCUUGCAACUCCAAGAGAUUGCAAUGGGCCUAGAAGCUUCCAAUCAAGAUUUUAUUUGGGUGGUGAGGAGAAACAAUUAUGGGAAUGGUGAGAAGGAGAAAAAUGAGUGGUUACCACAAGAAUUUGAAAAGAGGAUGGAAGGAAAAGGACUAAUUAUAUGGGGUUGGGCACCUCAAGUGUUAAUUUUGGACCACGAAGCUAUAGGAGCAUUUGUGACACAUUGUGGAUGGAACUCGACUUUAGAAAGUGUGUCAUGUGGAGUUCCUAUGGUAACUUGGCCAGUAUUUGCCGAACAGUUUUAUAAUGAAAAGUUAGUGACAGAGAUAUUAAAGAUCGGGGUUGGUGUGGGAGCUAAGCAAUGUAACAGAGUGGUGGAGGGGACUGUGAAACGUGAAGAUAUAAAGGAGGCAAUAAGAAAAGUUAUGGUGGGUGAAGAGGCUUUAGAGAUAAGAAAUAGGGCAAAGAAGAUGAAAGAAUUGGCAAUAAGGGCUUUUGAGGACGGUGGGUCGUCAUAUUCAAACCUGCAAUCCUUAAUAAAUGAAUUGAGCUCUUAUAAUGCCUAAACAUCUUUACAUCGGUUAUGUUUUGCACUUUUGCAUUUAAUAUCCCAAGUAUCUAACAACUUCAUUCAUUGUUUAAAAAAUACAAAUCUUUGUAAGAUGUUAAUUUAUUGUGGGUUGGAUAUUGUAAUAUUGUACUAAUUUGAAUCUU
Messenger RNA from Chenopodium quinoa (quinoa), 1779 nucleotides. Its product is annotated as scopoletin glucosyltransferase-like. Lineage: Eukaryota; Viridiplantae; Streptophyta; Magnoliopsida; Caryophyllales; Amaranthaceae. The transcript has a single exon. The record is from RefSeq and is a predicted model, not a curated record. Bases 165 to 1631 code for a protein of 488 amino acids. Gene Ontology annotation, molecular function: UDP-glycosyltransferase activity.